Megalops cyprinoides (Indo-Pacific tarpon) is the source of this 1840-nucleotide messenger RNA. RefSeq names its product fatty acid hydroxylase domain containing 2 (gene faxdc2). Gene Ontology annotation, biological process: sterol biosynthetic process. The record is from RefSeq and is a predicted model, not a curated record. The transcript has 9 exons. Gene Ontology annotation, molecular function: C-4 methylsterol oxidase activity; iron ion binding. Bases 99 to 1112 code for a protein of 337 amino acids. NCBI's taxonomy places the organism in Eukaryota, Metazoa, Chordata, Actinopteri, Elopiformes, Megalopidae.
AACAGUGCAUGGUUUUAAUAUGAAAUAGACGGAGAUCCGAUCACCGAAGAGGUUUUGAGAAGUUGGUGGAUGACUUCUGAUCGACGACAGAAAGCAACAUGCAGGGACAAGUCUCACCCAGCUCUGACGCUGGCGAUAACAUUCUGAGACAGCAAGGUUCUGGAGGGCUCUGGGACUCUGUCAAGAAGGCAGCCUUCGUCAUUGGGUCAGGGAUCUUCUUCCUGGCUGCAUUCCUGAAUUCUGUCACAUGGCACCUGCAAAGAUUCUGGGGCGCAUCGGGAGACUUUUGGCAGACCCAGUGGACUAAGAUACAUUAUCUUUUCGGUGGGAACGAAUGGGCUCUGUUCUUCGUGGGGACGAUGAUCGUGCCCACCGCGUCAUUCUGGCUAUUCAACGCCCUGCUCAUGGUGGCGGACUCCACGGGGAAGCCCUCCUUCAUCACUCGAUACAGGAUCCAGGUGGACAAGAACAACCCGGUCGACCCGGAGAAGCUUCGCCAGGCAGUGAAGACGGUCCUGUUCAACCAGGUCUUCCUGUCCAUGCCCAUGGUGUGGCUGGCCUUCCUGGUGAUGAAGUGGCGUGGGGACCCCUGCGGUCCUGAGCUGCCCACCUUCCACUGGCUGCUGGCGGAGAUGGCCAUCUGUGGCCUGCUGGAGGAGGUCCUCUUCUACUACUCUCACAGGCUUUUCCACCACCCUGCCAUCUACAAGCACAUUCACAAGAAACACCACGAGUGGACAGCCCCCAUAGGAGUGGUGUCCCUCUACGCCCAUCCUGUAGAGCACGUGCUGUCCAAUAUGCUGCCUGCCCUGAUUGGUCCUGUUAUCCUGGGGUCCCACCUAGCCACCACUUCAAUGUGGUUCACCAUCGCUCUGCUGGUAACCACGGUGUCACACUGCGGGUACCACCUCCCCCUCCUGCCCUCGCCAGAGUUCCAUGACUUCCACCACCUCAAGUUUAACCAGUGCUACGGGGUCCUGGGAGUGCUGGACAGGCUGCAUGGCACCGACACCGUCUUCAAACAGACCAAGGCGUACGAGCGGCAUGUGCUGCUGCUCAGCUUGACCCCGCUGACCGACAGCAUCCCGGACGCGCCCAAGAAGCUGCAGUGACCCCUGACCCCCCCCGCUGACCCCCUGACCUCCUGCUGGAACUGGAGAAAGGCACAGACCCGGCUUCCGUCCUGGAUCUUCAUGAGCCGCCACUCCCUGUUCAUAUAAAUUCACAAAAUUUGACUAUGCUGAACAUUCAAUGCAAAACAUUUAGCUGCUUGAUUCCAAAUGAAACUGACUCGUUUUGGGGCCAUAUUUCAAUGACACAUAUUCUGAUUUGCUAACACCUCCAUGUUCAGGAAACUAAGAGGGGAAACACAAAGGUAGAAAUACUGACAAUGCCACUUGUAAUUCAUAAAGUUUUAGAAAACCAUUCGUGGAACAUUUCAUUUCUAAGUCGUAAGUGUUUUACACCAUUUGUGCUUUGUGGCCUAUCACUCUCUUCCCUUCACAACUACUAAUACCUUUAGUAUAAGGACAUGGGGAAAUGCACUGCGAAGAAGUGAUAGAUCUUAAUACAAAUUUACCAAUUUAAAUUUAUGAACAGAACAAGAUUGCAGAUUAUUGUCUUUAAAGCAGUCAAAACACAUGGUUAAUGGUUCAUUUUUAAGCAGCUUGUUUAAACAUUAAACAUUAUGAACCACAAUCAGCAGUUAAACUCUACAAAGCAAAAAUCGCCUCUUACUCCCUGAUAACAUAUUAGCAAAUGAAAGAUCUGUUAACAUGCAUUUUAUGUUUAAGACAAUGUAGAAAAGAACUUUUUGGCCUGUAAAUUUGUCCUAUUUAAU